Molecule: messenger RNA, 1918 nt
Organism: Schistosoma mattheei
Lineage: Eukaryota; Metazoa; Platyhelminthes; Trematoda; Strigeidida; Schistosomatidae
Source: the annotation of a GenBank genome assembly
AUGAGAUUCACUGUCUAUUUGAGACUUUCGAGUGGAGAUGACAAAUGUUUUCUUUGCAUAUGUGUUCAGAAUACUUCGGUUCCACUGAGCUUACUCGGUAUAUGGCGAAAGAUUGGAGAAGCUGAGUUUAUUUGUACAGUUAAUCCAGGGGAAAAAAUGACAGUGGUACUGGAAUCAAACUAUUUACGUGUAGAAACUCAUUUAGGAGAGACAAAAUUCCAUCACAUUGAGGUACCCGAAGAUGACCAGUCGGUCGCUAAAACAAUAAAAUGCCAAAUGCUGCAAAUGGCAGAAAUAAACAAAUCACCUUUUGGAAAACUUAUUAUUAGGAAAUAUGCCAGUAACUCUAUCUUUCAAACAAUUUUUGAAAUCAAACUGGAUCUGGAAAUCCAUGAAAUAAAUGAAACACUCUCACAAUUUGAAUACUAUGAUGAUUCAGCUGUAUCACAAUCAAGUUUAAUGACACCUCGAAGAAUAUUUUGCUUACUACUAUCUAAGUUUCAAAAGCUUGGCGGAUGCUUAUCUCAAGUUGCAAGUAUCCUCCAUUCAGCCUCACAAGAUAAAAAUAAGAUUCCUGAUAAUCUAUCACAAUCGAACAAAUACUUUGAAGAUUUUAAAAUGUUUUCAGAUUGUUAUUACCAUAAUCAUCCAAUGUCUGACAAAUACUUUAAUAGUGAGGAGUCCUCUGUUUCGGAGCGAAUUUGUCAGUCUCAAAAAAUAACUCAUGGUAUCUGUCAUCCGAACCAAUCGAAUCAGAAUAUAACUUUUCCUACUACUGAACAAUAUAAUCAUGUUAAAACACAAUAUGCAAGUGGAGACGAUUAUUAUCAGCCUAAACAAAUUAUAAAUGAAUCAAAAAGAAAGAUAUUUAGAAAUGGUAGUCUAGAUAGAAUGAUGAGCUUGAAAAAACCAUGGUCAAGACAUGUUAGACGAAGAAAUAGCUUGCCCACGACUGCUCAACCAAAUGAUCCUGAUCAUAUUACUACACUACCCAAUUUUAAACUGGCAAAAGAGUUUGAUAAUUUUGUAGAAUUUGGUACACCUAUUAAACGUGCCUCGUCUUAUCUGAAUUCAGAUGAAGAAAUAUCUCAAAUUACACCACAUAAAAAACAAUGUACAAAUAAUAAUAAUAAUAAUAAAAAUAAUAAUAUUGAAAUCCGACAACAAAAGUAUGAAUCUAUUCGUAAACCUAAAAUUGUAACAAAACGUCGAGUUGAUAAGAAUUUACUUCGACAGCGUAGAUCAAAUCAAGCCUUACUACCUAAUCUAUGGCAUCCUUCGAUAUCUUCAACAGCGGACAAAACAACUGAACAUAUAUUAAAUGUUGUACAGGCAAAAAUCGAAGAAACUAAACGAGAAACUGAAGCAAUUCACAAGAAUGUCAUAUCAUUUUUGGAAAAAAUACAAUCUCCUGUUAAAAAUAUACCAAAUUUCACUGAAUGUGAUCAGAAAACCAAAGAAACCAAUUCGUUAUUUCUUUUUUCAGAUAGAUCUAUUCAAGAUAAUGAUAUAUGGAAUAUUAUUCACUUAUGUAAUAGUACUAAUGCACCGAAUUGGAAAAUCUGGCUUAAAAUAUGUCAUCCUACUUAUAAUGAACUGAAUUCCUUCGAUCAAAACUGGUCGAAAGUUUUGAAUUUUAGUAAAAUUGAUCCACGUUACACGUCUUACCUUAUUUUACUAAACUGGUUAGAAAUUAAUUCGAAUCCCAAAACGAACAUUAAACCAACUUACAUGAAUUUAUUUAAACAAUUGAUUAAUGAAGGUUAUAAUGAAUUUGUGAUUUUAUGUAAACAAAAGCUUUUCAAUAAUUAUUCACGUAAACGAAAUUUUAUUAGUUAAUUCAUUUUCUGUUUUACUUAUCUUGUAAAUGAACAUUUCCUGUGAUAUUUAUCUUGUUAAUUUUAACAAACCAUUCUUU